ACUUGAUGAUCUCUGCCUACAGCCGCCUACUACAACCACAACCAGGCGAGCGCCCACACCACCGACUACCGCCACCGCCACCGCCACCGCCCAUGGCGGGCCUACUCAGCAAGGUGUCCAGCGCCGUGGCCGCCUGCGCCCGCCGCGUCUCGCGCGCGGCGCGGCGCCUCCUCCGCGCGCGGCGGCCGCGCCGCGACUGCAGGCAGCUCGUGCCGGCCGACGACGAUCGCCAGGAGUACUCUGGCGACGACUCCGGCGGGGAGGAGGGCGGCCUGUGGCGGCGGGCGAUCCUGAUGGGGGAGCGGUGCAAGCCGCUCGACUUCCCCGGCGCCAUCCACUACGACAGCUUCGGCCGACGGCUCGCGGCCGCGCCCCCGCCCCGCGGCGGCAAGGCGACGGCGGGCCCGGGCCCGGGCGCGCUGCUCUGCCGCUCGGCGUGCGACGUCGACGAGGCCGCCCUGGCGUACAUGUGGACUAGCUAGGCACGCGCUGCCGCUCCCAACCGGUCGGCGUCAAUGGCUGCGGCGAUCCGUGCUCGAUCGUUCGACGCCCAUGGCGUUGUGCUCGGUUUUUUUGCUAGAUUGAUUGCACAUGUUGCUUGUGUUCGUCAUGUUUUUCCUGUUGGAUUUUGCAGUACAUUUCUCAGUGAAAAGUAAAACGUAGAGGGCGAUUGCUCGAGUUUAUCCCGUGAA
Panicum hallii is the source of this 692-nucleotide messenger RNA. RefSeq lists its product as uncharacterized. The coding region runs from base 6 to 482 and encodes 158 amino acids. The record is from RefSeq and is a predicted model, not a curated record. NCBI's taxonomy places the organism in Eukaryota, Viridiplantae, Streptophyta, Magnoliopsida, Poales, Poaceae. The transcript has a single exon.